AUGCACUCGCGUCGACCCGAGACUUUGAAGAUUGACAUCUCAAAGUAUAGGGGGGUCGAAGAAGACUCCCUCUUGAGAUGGUUCGUCGAAUUGGAUGACGCCAUAAGGGCGCGUCGCAUCGACGACGGGGAUAUGCAAGUUGCAUUUGCCCUGUCAAAUCUGGCAGGACGUGCCAAGACUUGGGCACUGGGGCUCAAGUUGCACGACCCAUAUGCGUUUGGGUCGUUGGAAGUCUUCAAGUCGCGGCUCAGACAAACGUUUGAACCGCCUAGAGCUGAGUUCAGGGCUCGAACCGAACUCUUGAAGCUCAAGCAGGGUAAGCGUGAUGUGCACGCUUACGCUCAACAUAUACGACAUCUCACGAGUUGUAUAAGUUCCAAUCCGGUGGAUGAACACACGUUGGUUUCGGUGUUCAUACAGGGUCUUGCGGAUGGUCCCGUCAAGACUCACCUGUUCCGGCUUGAACUAGAUUCACUAGAACAAGCCAUUUCCAUUGCGGAGCAGGAAGACUUCAGUCUGAGACAGGCUCGCGCCAGCUCGACAUCAUAUCGUCAACCGAGGCGAUAUGACAACGGAGGUCCAGAGCCGAUGGAACUCUGUUAUGUAGAGAGCGAGAAGGCUCGCUCUACAGGCUACAAGAAGUUGCAGAGAUGCAACAGAUGUCAAAAGACAGGACACUACGCUUACGAGUGUAGUGCCACUCGUCCAGUGUCUCGCAACACUGGGCGUAGUGACCGUCCACCCAUGAGAAAGGGGCAGGGACGCGGAUCCGCUGCUGGCGUAAAGACGCAACAACGGGAUGGACCGUCAAAAAACGGACAGGAUCAGUAG
Molecule: messenger RNA, 831 nt
Organism: Peronospora matthiolae
Lineage: Eukaryota; Oomycota; Peronosporomycetes; Peronosporales; Peronosporaceae
Source: the annotation of a GenBank genome assembly